AUGCCGCACUUCCCUCAGUCGCUCUCAGAAGGCAGCCAGGGCAGUGGACCCGGCGGACACGGGUCACGUCCACCGCUCUUACCUGGCCUCAGCCGACAAGAGGGCUGGGUUGUCCCGCCGGCUGUGAAGGACCCGGACUCUGAGGAUGCGCAGAGUUCAAAUUCAUCAUCACCAUCUGAAGAAGAAGACGAAGUCCCAGUGAAGCCGGACAACAGCGGCAGCAUUCCUGGCAGUGGAAGUCUCCCCGGUCAGCCGGGGGUUCUUCCACCCAAUCCUUUGCGCCAGCGUUUGUCUGUGUCAUCAACUACUGGACCAUCCACACAAGACUUUCAGCGUGUCUUCAACAGCCUCUCAGUCUUCCGGACGCAGCUCAUGGCCAACCAAAAGGCCAUGUUGAAUCUCCUGGAUGAGGAGCUCGACAAGGUGAAGCGUUCACCAGGAAUGGGUGCCGCUGCCUUGGUUCGGGGAUCCACAAACAACGCCCUGGACCCUCAAGGUAUGGCUCCAGUCUCGCUGAUGCGUGGGGCCAGUGGACAUCAAGGUGUUCAGGAAAAAGUGGAAGCAAAGCGCUAUUCAUUCAACUCCACCUUCCCUUCCUUGCCAUCCGUGAUGAAAGCACGAAAGAGGCGCAUGUCCUGGAUUCAAAAGACCAACCCUUUGGGUGAAGACAACUCUCCAACUCCUCGGGAGGAGGGAGAUGAGGGAGAUGAGGAUGAUGUCAACUGGACGAAAGAAGACAGAGCCAAAGCCCGCAAAGAAGCAGAAGACUACCAAAAGGGCGGGAUGCUUUCCCAGCUCAACGAAGAUCUUGUGAAGAACACGGUUCAAAAGCGGGCGGCUGACGACCUCAACAAUCUUGCAGUGGAUAGCCCACCGGUGCGGCAAAAUGAUGGCGUUUUGGUCAGGAUGGGAAUGCACCCUUACUUUGAGCGGAUUACAAUGGCUGUGAUUUUCCUCAAUGCAGUCUGGAUUUCUGUGGACAUCGAGUUCAAUGAUGCUGACAUUCUAGCAGAGGCCGACGUUGGAUUCAUCAUUGUCGAGAACAUCUUUUGCACCUUCUUCACCAUCGAGCUCAUUCUUCGCUACAUGAUGUUCUUGAGGACAUGGUACGCUCUGCAGGAUCCGUGGUUCAUGUUCGAUGUUUUCCUGCUCACCUUAAUGAUCUUUGAGACCUGGCUGGUUCCAAUCGCUCAUCUCAUGACUCAGAACAGUGGCAACAGUAUUACCGGUGGGGCCUCUGUUUUGCGCGUGGCACGGGUGUUGCGCGUGUUGCGCACGGCACGGAUGGCCCGCUUGGUGCGUUUGCUGCCAGAGUUGAUGAUCCUCAUCAAAGGAAUGAUGGUGGCCUGUCGAUCUGUAUUCUUCACCUUGGUGUUGCUGUUGCUCUUCACCUACGUCUUCAGUGUGGCCUUUAUGCAGUUCAGUCGUGGCACGGUGCUGGAGCAGAAGUUCUUCAGCUCGAUGGGCACGGCCAUUUGGACCUUGAUCCUGAAGUGCAUCCUCACAGACCAGCAGGUCAUCAUCGAAGCUGUGGCGGAGGAGAGUUGGGUCAUGGCCAUCCUGAUGUUGUUCUUCAUUCUUUUCGGAUCCCUGACCGUCAUGAACAUGCUCCUGGGUGUGUUGGUGGAGGCAAUCAAGACAGUGUCCACGAUCGAACGUGAACAGUUGGAAGUGGACUUUGCCAAAAAGUGCCUGUGGGAAAUGAUCGAUAAAGGACAUGCAGAUCAGGAUGGUGACAACCGCAUCUCCGAAGAGGAGUAUCGAAAUGUGUUGAGGACUCCUCAGGCCAUGGCCGCAUUGACCAGCCUUGGUGUGGAUGUAGAGGCUGCCUUGGACUAUGGCCGCUUGCUGUUUGAAGAUGGUGAACCCUUGACCUUCGGCGACUUCAUGCGGGGCAUUUUGACCCUGCGCGGCUCCAAUCAGACCACCGUGAAGGACAUUGUGGACCUCCGCAAGUUCACCGCAGACGAGUUUUCACACAUCCACGAGGUUCUCAAUGGGAUCUGCAAGUUCCUGGUGGCCAUCCCAGGACUCCCAGGACAUGGCCAUCCGGCUCCAACGGCCCCAGCUGUGGCCCCAGCUGUGGCCCCAGCCACUGCGGCGCCAACGGUCGCGGCACCGCCCAGCAACGCGGGCAACGCAGGCAACGCACGCUAUCGUCGUGCUCGGUCAUCCUUUGCGUCUGUGACAUCGCUGACAGUCACAGACGAGCCCAAUAGUGCUCGCCAAGACCCUGAAGCAUAGGUGAAGAUAGUGAAGUCUGAUGGGGAGGAUCCAACAGUUCAAUGGUUCGGCUUGAACAUGUUUAACCGGAACCCCCCCAAUGGGGGUAAAAACCUUCCUG
Cladocopium goreaui is the source of this 2344-nucleotide messenger RNA. NCBI's taxonomy places the organism in Eukaryota, Dinophyceae, Suessiales, Symbiodiniaceae. The record is from the annotation of a GenBank genome assembly.